This is a messenger RNA of Spirodela intermedia, 2638 nucleotides long. NCBI's taxonomy places the organism in Eukaryota, Viridiplantae, Streptophyta, Magnoliopsida, Alismatales, Araceae. The record is from the annotation of a GenBank genome assembly.
AUGUUUAUCGAGAAGUUCCGGGUGGAGAGCCCGAACGUCAAGUAUGGGGAGGGCGAGAUCGAGUCAGUGUACAGUUACGAGACGACGGAGCUCGUCCACGAGGUGAGGGACGGCUCCUACCAGUGGGUCGUCAAGCCAAAGGCCGUGCAGUAUCAGUUCAAGACCGACACCCGUGUCCCCAAACUCGGGUGGGCAUCUCUCUCUCUCCCCCCCCCCCCUCUCUCUCUCUCGCUUACUUGCUUGUCCUUCCUCUAACCUCGUUGUAAUGGCGUAGAGUGAUGCUGGUUGGAUGGGGAGGGAACAACGGGUCGACCCUGACGGCGGGUGUCAUUGCGAAUCGAGAGUGAGUCAUCUCCUUCACCUCUCCAUGGCACCCCCCCUUUUUGUCCGUGUGAGUUAAUACUGACUAGAGAGAGAAUCCUGCAGGGGGAUCUCGUGGGUGACCAAGGAGAAGGUCCAGCGGGCCAACUACUUUGGCUCCCUUACACAGUCUUCCUCCAUCCGGGUCGGCUCCUUCAACGGAGAGGAGAUCUACGCACCUUUCAAGAGCCUCCUUCCCAUGGUCUCCCCUCCCUCCCUCCCUCUCUCUCUCUCUCUCUCUCUCUCUCUCUCUUAAGCGGUGCUGAUUUAUGUGCGUGGAACAGGUGAACCCAGAUGAAGUAGUGUUCGGGGGGUGGGACAUCAGUGACAUGAACCUGGCAGACGCCAUGGGGAGGGCCAAGGUGCUGGACAUCGACCUGCAGAAGCAACUGCGGCCCUACAUGGAGAGCAUGGUGCCCCUCCCAGGCAUCUACAACCCGGACUUCAUCGCCGCCAACCAGGGCUCCCGGGCCAACAACGUCAUCAAAGGCCCCAAGAAGCAUCAAGUCCAGCGCAUCAUCGAUGAUAUCAGGUGCCCACUUCAUCUCUCCUUCCGUCUCCCUCCUCCUCCGAUUCAAAAUAAACUCUAGGGUUUUGCCGUUUAUUUAUGGCAAUACUGAGAGGAGUGAGGGUGGGCAAUGGCAGCGAGUUCAAGGAGAGGGAGAAGGUUGAUAAGGUGGUGGUGCUGUGGACGGCCAACACGGAGCGCUACAGCGACGUCGUCGUCGGCCUCAACGACACCAUGGAGAACCUCCUGGCGGCGGUGGAGAGGGACGAGGCGGAGAUCUCCCCCUCCACGCUCUUCGCCCUCGCCUGCAUCAUGGAGGGCGUCCCCUUUAUCAACGGCAGUCCCCAGAACACCUUCGUUCCCGGUGAGCCGUCUCUUCAGAAUCUGUGGUUAGAUAGAACACAUAAUCUGUGGCCUCUGUGUCUGGAUUAUGAGGGUCGGUCCAAGCCGUGAAUGCUGGUGGUUUCUCAGGUCUGAUCGAGAUGGCCAUCAAGAGGAACAGCCUCAUCGGAGGGGACGACUUCAAGAGCGGGCAGACCAAGAUGAAGUCCGUCCUGGUCGAUUUCCUUGUCGGAGCGGGGAUCAAGGUUGGUGAUCCCUCCCCACUCCCUGGCUCGAUUUCAAUUAAGUCUUUCAAUACUUGUCAUUCUCUAUAGGCCAGAAUUUUGACAUCUUAGGAAAAACUCAGGAGUCAUAAAUCACCCACUCGAGUGUGGGUCAAAUCUUGUGGGUCUACUGCACUGGUUUUGAGCUGAUGGUUACAAAUCUUGUCUCUUUCUGUCGACGUAAUGGGUUCUCUUCAAUGGAAAGAAUAAGUCAAACCAUGACAAUCUACGCCGCUGAUUCAGGACUGGUUUUGUGUUGGAUGGCCCAAGUUUUCUACAUCUUUCUCUAGAUGUCCAAAGCUUUAGAGUAUUAUUGAUCUCUCUCUCUCUCUGACUCUCUCUCCCUACCGUGGCAGCCGACGUCGAUCGUCAGCUACAACCAUCUCGGCAACAACGAUGGGAUGAACCUCUCCGCUCCGCAGACCUUCCGGUCCAAGGAGAUCUCCAAGAGCAACGUAGUUGACGACAUGGUUUCCAGCAAUGGCAUCCUCUACGAGCCCGGCGAGCACCCCGAUCACGUCAUCGUGAUCAAGGUGAGGACGACCCCUCUUUUAUGACAGCGUAUUCAUCAAGGUGAUCGACCGACUGGCUGAGUGGCUGUUCUAUGAAUUUUGCAGUACGUGCCAUAUGUCGGGGACAGCAAGAGGGCCAUGGACGAGUAUACCUCUGAGAUCUUCAUGGGCGGGAAGAGCACCAUCAUACUCCACAACACCUGCGAGGACUCGCUCUUGGCGGCGCCCAUCAUACUUGAUCUGGUCCUCCUGGCGGAACUGAGCACAAGGAUCCAGCUCAAAGCUGAAGGGGAGGUAUGUAGGCCUUUGUAUUCAUAUGCUGAACACAUUUAUUUAUCAUCUAUGGUAAUGAUACUGAGGCUUUUACUUCGGUUCUUCUAGAGCAAGUUCCACUCCUUCCACCCAGUGGCAUCCAUUCUGAGCUACCUCUCCAAGGCGCCACUGGUACACAUACCACUGGUACACAUACCAGUAGAUAGGGUUUGAAGGUGUCGUUGCAUGGAAGUGAUGAGAGAUUCUGUGGGCUGAAACAGGUGCCACCAGGGACGCCGGUGGUGAACGCCUUGUCCAAGCAGAGGGCGAUGCUGGAGAACAUCCUGAGGGCCUGUGUCGGCCUGGCCCCAGAGAACAACAUGAUCUUGGAGUAUAAGUGA